Messenger RNA from Fraxinus pennsylvanica, 351 nucleotides. Lineage: Eukaryota; Viridiplantae; Streptophyta; Magnoliopsida; Lamiales; Oleaceae. The record is from the annotation of a GenBank genome assembly.
AUGGCCAAUUCGCUCGUGGCUCUAGAAAGUCUAUGGGUUUGCAAAUGUGAAGCGUUGGUAGAAAUCGUUGGAAUAGAAGAAGGCACCUUAGAUGUUGAAAUGGACACGGAAGGAAUGGCAAGUAGUAGAAUCGUGUUCCCUAAAUUGAGCAGUCUAGAACUUUUCUCUCUCGGUAGGUUCAGAAUGUUUUGCUCUCAAAACUAUGAACUCGUGUUCCCUUCACUACAUAAAUUGGUCAUUGAAGAUUGCCCCGCGAUGUCAAGAUUGUGUUCAGGACAGCUAAAUGCACCAAAGCUCAAAUAUACUGUGAACAAUUUGUUUGCUGAUGCAGAUGCAGAAGAUGAGGAAUGA